Messenger RNA from Trichoderma atroviride IMI 206040, 2436 nucleotides. RefSeq lists its product as uncharacterized. The record is from RefSeq and is a predicted model, not a curated record. Lineage: Eukaryota; Fungi; Ascomycota; Sordariomycetes; Hypocreales; Hypocreaceae. Gene Ontology annotation, molecular function: protein binding.
AUGGCCAACGUGACGCCCAUGGGCGGCCCUGUUGGCGCACCGAUGCCCAUGAUGAAUAAUAAUGCCGCCAUGAACCCUCAAAUGGUGGCCGCUGCCGGCGCAGGGCGACAGGUGCAGGACCAGCGCAGCACUCUCAACACAUACAUUUACGAAUAUUUCCUCAGACAUCAGAUGUACGACUGUGCCCGCUCUCUGCUGGCCAGCGAUCAGCAGGUCAACGUGAACAAGGAAGCCGGCGGCCGUCGCGAAAAUGGCAACGCCAUGAACGGCGUCGACGACCCCAUGGACACCGAUUCCAAGGACGACAGCGACUCCAAACUGCCAGAGGACCUGCCUCCUCCCAAGCUACCGAUGCCAGCUUCGGAUACAUCCUUUCUCUACGAGUGGUUUUGUGUGUUUUGGGAUAUCUAUACUGCCCCACGCGCCAAGAAUGGCAACCAUAUCGUCAACCAAUACGUUCAGCAUACUCAGCAGCAACAGCGAAUGAAGCAGUCUCAACAGCAAGAGAUGCUACGUCAAAUGCGCCCUGAAAUAUCGGCGCAACAGUAUCAGGCUCAGGCAUUCAUGAGAAACAUGCAGAACACCAACAUGACCAUGGCCAUGAAGCAGCAGCAGCAGCAGCAUCAAACCAAUCUUGCCCGAGCAGCCAUGGCCAACAAUCAAAAUCCCAAUAUCCAGAUGCUUCAUGCAAAGCAGAACCAAAUGCAGAGGGAUCCUUCCGGCAUGGACGCCAACCGUGAUCGGCCAUCAUCGCCCGCCUCGGGAGAAAAUGCGCCAUCUCCCUCAAAACGUCAACGAAUGGACGGCGCUCCUUUCAACGCUAAUCAGCCCGGCGCCAUGAUGAACGGCCGCCCCGGCCAAAACAUGCCUGGCCAGCCGAUGGCUGUGGCCGGCAACCUCACAGCUGCCUCGCAGGUCCUGGCCGCCAACGGCAUCAACCCCAACCAGCUCAACCCCCAGCAGAUGCAAAACUUUGCCAAUACGCCACCCGCAGCCCAGCAAAAGUCCAUCGCAACCUACUCGCACAACCUCCAGCAGCAUCAUGGCAACCAGAUGGGCAGCAAGCAGAUGGUGGGCGGCGUGCCUCAGAACCAGAGCUCUCCCAUGAUGGCCCCGGGAGGCCCUGACGGUAAUGCUCUCAAUGCGUUUUACGGCCCCACCAUGGACGGCCCCAACGCUAUGCGAGGAGGAGGAGGGCAGGCCCAGCCCACCGGCAGCAACCAUGCUCUGCAGGACUAUCAGAUGCAGCUGAUGCUUCUAGAGCAGCAGAAUAAGAAGCGGCUGAUGAUGGCUCGCCAGGAGCAGAGCGACAUGGGCGGAAUCCCCAGGGACAACCAACCGGGAGCAGCCGGACCCAAUGGACAGCCCUUCCCAGACACAUCACCACAGGCCAUGAGAUCCGGCACUUCUCCCAACCCGGCUGAGCAGAUGAAGCGCGGCACUCCCCAGAUGAACAACUCUGGCAUUUCCUCGCCUGUUCCCGAUGGUGCACAGUCCCGCGAGUCUCCCAACCCCGCCAUGAACUUCCUGGGCAACCACGUCAACGUCAGCAUGGCACCUCACUUCUACAAGGGAGGAGCAGACGAAAGCAUGGCCGCUGCACAGGCCCAAAUGAACGGCAUGCGACCGCCCAGCUCACACCCCGGCCAGCCAUUCAAUGGCCCGAUGAACGCACAGCAGCAGCAGAUGAUGGCCGCUCGGCAGGGCGUCCCAGGCAACCCCCAACAGUGGCAGCAAGGCAUGAACGGCCAGAUGGUGCCUGGUGGUAUGCCGCAGCAGGGUCAGCCAGUCCAGGGCACUCCCCAGCAGCGAUCAAUGCCUCCUCCAUCGGCGCCUGCGGCAGCCAACGCAAACAACAGGACGACUGCAUCCCCCCAGCAGGCGGCGGCAGCGCCUCCUACACCUAGCCAGAGCAACAAGGCGGCGCCAAAGAAGAAGGAAUCUAAGAGUGCCAAGGACAAGCGACUUGCUGCACAGAAGAAGUCCAACCAGAACAACAACGCCGCUGCUUCUGCCGCAGAGAAUGGCGCAGAGGCCGAGGUCAAUGCGCCGGCAACUCCCAUCACCCCAGUCGUCGCCCCUGGAAGCUUCAAGGCCAACCAAGCUGGCAACCCCACGCCAAAUGCACCUGCACCAACAGUCACCACAGGUGUCCCAACUCCUGCUGCUGCGGCCAGUGCGCCGGUACCUCAGCCGGCUGCUCCCUUGCAGCAACCCGCCCAUGACCUGGUUGGGCCCACCUCAUUAGGAGCAAUGGAAAGCAACUUUGGAAUGCAGGACUUUGGUACAAUGGACAUGAAUCCUCUUGGCUCCACUGACGUCCUCAACGACUUCGAUUUCGACUCGUUUCUGAAUGAUGGCGAAAAUGGCAAUGAGGACUUUGUCUUCCCCGGUGGAUACUCAGGGAUGGAAGGUGGAGAGAUUGGUGCAGAGUAG